AUGCUGACGCACCUGCGUGUCGACUGCAGGUUGGGCUUCACUGGCCGCUCGGCUUCAGACAAGGACCCCCCGUCCCUGGACACAGCCAUUCAGCACGCCCUGGCAGGCCUCUAUCCCCCUUUUGAGGCCACAGCGCCCACCAUCCUGGGGCAGGUAUUCCGUCUCCUGGAUUCUGACUUCCAGGGGGAUGGGCUGAGCUUCCUCCUGGAUUUCCUCAUUCCUGCCAAGCGCCUGUGUGAGCAAGUGCGUGAAGCAGCCUGUCUAGGAGCCAAUCACGCCUAUGCUUUUAUCCAGGAGGAAGUCCUGGAUAAAAGACAUCCCUGCGUGAUGGCCCCUCGGAGCCUGUCCUGGGGCUGGCAUUGUGGGCAACACCAGGCUGCCUUGGCUGAAGCGGCCAACAGGCAUGUACUGAGCACCUACUGGAUGCCAGGAGCCAUACUUAGGAUAAAUCAGGAAACAGGUAAGAAUCUUUCCUGCCAGCAAGGAGUGGCCGUGCUGCAGAAGGAGCUGGAGAAGAUCACCAUCCCCACCUCCUCAGGAAGCUUCAAGAUCAAGCAUCUUGGGAAAGGACAUUAUAGCUUCCACAGCAUGGCUAUCCGUGGAUUCCAGCUUCCCAGUUCCCAGAUAAAACUAGCUCCCAGUGAGGGCCUCGAUCUCUCCAUCGCAAACGCCAAUGUCAAGAUGAGUGGAAAAUGGAAGGCACGAAAGAACUUCAUCAAAACCAGCGGCAACUUUGACCUGAGCGUGGAGGGCGUCUCCAUCUCGGCCGUUCUGAAGCUGGGCUUUGACCCCGCCUCCGGCCACUGCACCGUCUCCUGUUCCAGAUGCAGCAACCACAUCAACAGUGUCCGUGUGCACAUCUCAGGCAGCAGCCUGGGGUGGCUGAUCAACCUCUUCCACGAAAAAAUGGAGUCUUCGCUCCGAAACAGGAUGACCAGCGAGAUCUGCAAGGUGGUGACCAGUUCCGUGUCCUCCAAGCUGCAACGGUAUUUAGAGACGCUGCCAGUGACAACUCGAAUAGAUCAUGUCGCUGGGAUCAAUUACUCACUGGUGGCACCUCCAACAGCCACGACUGACAGCCUGGAUGGGCAGCUGAAGGGGGAGUUUUUCAGGUGGGCCCACCCCAGUCCCCCUCCCUUUGCCCCUCCGCCACUGGCCUUUCCCAGCGACCACGACCGCAUGGUGUACCUGGGCAUCUCCAACUACUUCUUCAACACAGCGGGAUUCGUGUACCAACAGGCCGGGGUCCUGAACCUGACCGUCACGGACAACGUGAUACCAAAGGAAUCCAAAUUCCGACUGACAACCGAUGUUUUUGGAAUCUUCAUACCCCAGGUAAGAAAGAGUCUGUUCCCCUUUGGUCCACUCAUGAGGCAUCCUGGGGCUACCCUGGAUGCCCAGGCCUUUGCUGUCCUCCCAAACUCCUCCUUGGCCCCCCUGUUCGUGCUUCGCCUGAGCAUGAACAUUUCUGUGACGGUCGGAGCCACGCCUGACAGGCUUGUGGGACAGGUCAGUUUGAACAGAAGCCACGGCAUGCUGAUUUUGUCUUACACACGGCCCAAUCUCCCAGGGGGCAUCCUGUUGAACCCCUGGAGAGCAUUUUCUCGGAUCCCUGAAAUGCCCCCCAAGAGCCCCACCAAGUGGGUUGAAGUGCUGCAGGCUGUCAUGAACUAUGUUGUACCCAUUGCUGUGAUUCCCAAGAGUUCCUGCCCAGGCCUCUGCCCUCCCCCACUGUUGGCUUUCCCUGCCCACUUGCCCCAAGCCAGCAGCCGCCUUUGUGCCACCCAGUGA
This is a messenger RNA of Puma concolor (puma), 1791 nucleotides long. NCBI's taxonomy places the organism in Eukaryota, Metazoa, Chordata, Mammalia, Carnivora, Felidae. The record is from RefSeq and is a predicted model, not a curated record.